UACAGGUUUUGAGAUAUUUGAGUGCAUUAAUUAAAAUGAGUCACCCUGUAUAUUGUUGUUUUGAAGAUCGCAAACGUCGUGCCAAACGACGUUCAGGAAUAGAAUCAUGCGAUCGUCAUUGGUAAAAAUAGAUUGUAUAUACAUACCAUAUAGCCACUAUAUAAAUGUCCGUUGUACCGGAAGACUGACAUUUUAACUCGUGAGUUGACAAAGUAAAGAGUUGUGCGUUGUGAUAAUUGUGCAAUUAUAAUUAUAGUUAUUAAUUUUGGAUACACAUACAUGUGUGCCAUGUGUAAUUAAAGUAUUGUAUUAUUGUAACUCAUCAUUUUCUAUCACUUUUUACGUAAUUCUCUGACUUUGUAUCUAAAGAAUCAUUUGCUAAUAAAAUGUUGUGAUUGAUGUUUCGACGAAUAUUUAAAAGAUUCACUACAUAUUUUUGGUAUCAACAAAGAGAAGCAAAAGAAGCGGCAUUAGAACUAACAGAAGACCACUGCAUUUAUUAUAAAGUAUAUAUUUUUUUUUUAUAUAAUCACAGUUCAAAAGACAUACUUUAUUUUAAUAUUUUUUAUCAGAAUGAUGCAAUUUAAUGCCUUGAACGUUAUUACGUUGCUUUAUGCAACUUUCAAUGUUCUUAAUCCUCCACAAAGUCCAAUAACUCUAAAGGAAAUUGAAAUGAACGAGAAGAUUGAAUAUAUGUUGAGAGAAGUAGAAAAUGAUAAUGAAUUUGAAAUAGAACAGGAGGAUACUUUAGAUUUUUACAAUACAUAUGAAGUUCCAGAAGCAGAAAAUGUUGAUUUAUUACAAGAAAAUGAAGGGCAAGAAUAUCUUCCAGAAGAAGUUAUUUGCGCUUCCGUUGAAGCAAGUAUAUCACAUGACUAUAAAAAACAAGCAAUAGAUUAUUGGAAGAGCGGUAAAACAGGAGCAAGAUCGCUUGAAGGAGUUAAAAGAAGAUUUAGAAAGGUAACAUCUAUACGACAAUUACGACGGUGGGACAACCAAGUAAAUGAAGGCGGUAGUAGAACAGAAAAAUUAAAAAGGAUAUCUCAAUACACACUAAAUCGCUUCAAUGAAGCACUUGAAAAAGGAAUGAUUAUUCAUGACAUUGACAUCGCUCGAUGGGCAUCUCGAGCGCAAGAAGAAGAAAAUGUGGACAAAUUCAAAGCUUCAAUGACGUGGGUAAAAAGAUUCAAAAUUGCAUAUAAUAUUGUGUCUCGGAAAAUAACCAAAUUUGUCACGAAAAAAUCCUUAUUAUCAAAAUCAAAUUUUGAAAAUAAAUGCAAUACAUUUAUUGAAAACGUAAAAUAUUACAUUGGUAGAUAUGGAUUAGAAAAUAUUUAUAAUUCUGAUCAGAGCGGAUUUCAGUUAGAAUUUCAUUCCGGUCGUACGUUAUCACAUAAAGGCACAAAAAAGAUAGAAUCUGUAGUACAGUCCAUAUCAGCAACUACGCAUAGUUAUACUAUACAGCCGACAAUUUCAGCGGAUGGUAGAUUAUUGUCUCCGCUUUUCAUUGUUUUAAAGGAAGUAACAGGAACAUUUGGUCCUAGAGUACAGGAAACUAUGUUCAAAGCGCCUAAUAUUUUUGUUACGGCUUCUACAUCAGGAAAAUUAACGUCAAAUCAUGUAAAAACCUGGUUGAAAGAAGUAUUUUUUCCGAAUGUUGGGCCACAAUCUGUAUUAUUAUUAGAUUCUUGGAGUGGGCAUUGUCCCAACAUAAUAGCGGAAACUAGAACAGAUUAUGCAACAGAUAUUGUUUUUCUAACAAUUCCAGCCGGUACAACAGGACAAAUACAGCCAUUAGAUGUAUACGGCUUCCGAUUAUGGAAAAAUUUUAUUAGACAUUUUUCUGAUACUGUUUUAUUGUUAAAUCUUGCAAUUGAACUUCAUACUAGAAAUAAUAUUUUGAAAUUACAAUCAUUAACGCACCAUCAAUUCUCGUCGCCUAGGUUUCAAAGUUUAUUUCGAUAUGCAUGGUUUAAAAGUGGAUAUGUAGAGAUUAGACCAACAGAGUUUCAAACACCGGUUGAAUUUUGUUUCCAAAGGGAUUCGAAAGUAAAUUGCGAUAUUUGUGGCGAAACUGCCAUAAUUACUUGUUCUUGGUGUAAAAAAUCGCUUUGUAUUACACAUUUUUUCCAUGAUCAUCAUCUUUGUAACGAAUAUGUGCAAUAAAUAUAAUACAUUAUCCGUUCAUAUGCAA
Molecule: messenger RNA, 2194 nt
Organism: Odontomachus brunneus
Lineage: Eukaryota; Metazoa; Arthropoda; Insecta; Hymenoptera; Formicidae
Exons: 2
Coding region: 574-2166 (530 amino acids)
Molecular function (GO): nucleic acid binding
Source: RefSeq, a predicted model, not a curated record